GCACGUCAUAAAUCUUAAAGUGUAGCAAAUUUUAGUGCGCACCUACGUACGCUUAGUUUUCAUUUCAGGUAUACACCUUUAGUGAAAUAAAUCGCUGUCAUGUAACAAGUGGAUGAAAUCGCUUCAACUUUACAUACACCUAAAUACGACGCCGGUGGCCUUGUCUAUCCGUUCCACUAGCAUGUAACUAGUCGCACAUGUCAUAAAUUCACAAUCGGAAGUGUGUUUUGUGCUUCACAAAUAAUGGCAUUCGUAAAUAAUGAACGAGCGAAUGAAGAAAUUUCAAGCGUGCGUACAACAAAACAAAGAGGAUUUUGGCACAAUCUGAGAAAGUAUUUAAGGGAAUAUACUCAAUUAACAGGCAUCCACGGACUUCGGUAUGUCACCGAAAAACGAUCAAGAACGGAAAAGGUUGUUUGGGCUUUGCUUCUUAUCCUUUCAUUAGGUGGUUGUAUCUAUAUGAUUUGUAAAAUUAUGUAUAAAUAUGAGAAUAGUCCAGUGGUUGUCAGUUUUGCAACUGAAGAUACCCCAUUGUAUCAGAUUCCGUUUCCUGCUAUUACUAUUUGUCCGGAAGCAAAAUAUAAUAAACGAGUGUUCGACUAUAGGGAUAUCCACUUUCAAAUAGUCAGAAACGAAGAAGUAGAUGAAACGAACUUUACAAAGUUUUCACAUUUGCGUCUUGUCUGCAAAGACCUUAAUAUUAUUUCAAAAACUGCCAACAAAACGGUGGGCCACGAAUUUUUUGAAACCCUAGAAGAAGUGAAAUUUAAGGCCAAUCAAACGUUUAUAGUUUGUAUAUAUUACAAACAAAGUAUUGAGUGUGAAGAUUUUUUUACGCCUGUCAUAAUAGAUGGGGGAAUAUGUUAUUCGUUUAACAUUUUAGGGCGAGAUGAAAUAUUUAAAGAUCACGUCUAUAAUUAUGCACAAUAUUACCACGUUCCUAACAAAUCUGCAGAUAAUUUUAAUAUUGAAACCGGGUACAACCAGAACGCUGGUGUGAACACGUAUCCUAGAAGAGCAUUGAUGUCUGGCAUUGACAAUGCGUUGCAUAUAUUUUUUAACUUUGAUACAAAUUAUACUGACUCCAUAUGUAAUGGUCUUUAUAGAGGAUUUCGAGUUCUAAUUCAUAACCCUUGGGAUGUACCUCGCCUCACAAAACAUUUCUUUCGUGUACCUUUCAGUAAAGUUGUCGUAGCAGCUAUGGAACCUGAAAUUAUUAUUACUUCUGACACUGUCAGAAAAUUCAAACCUGAAAAAAGAAAGUGUUUCAUGCAGGAUGAACGUCCCUUGCAACACUUCAAAUUUUAUAGUCAGCGUAAUUGUUUACUUGAAUGUCAAACGAAUUAUACGUUGAAAAAAUGUGGUUGUGUUGAAUAUUUUAUGCCAAGAAAUAACAAAACGGCAAUAUGUGGCAACGGUUUAUCCGAAUGUGUAGAACAGGCUGAAAGUGAAUUAAAAGUGAAGGAAUUAGAGUAUAAAUUAGAAGGAAAUCACUUUUGCAAUUGUAGACCUUCUUGCACAAAUAUGAAAUUUAGUGUGGAAACUUCACAUAGUGAUUUUUACUUUGAGGAGUAUUUUGAAACGCAUUUGCAAAUGAAAUUUGCGCAAGAUGGCUCAUAUUGGUCAAUUCUUCAGGUUUAUUUCAAAGAAGAGCAAUUUAAAACAAUGGAAAGAAACGAAUUAUAUGGCACUUCUGAUUUAAUAUCCAACUUCGGAGGUCUCUUAGGUUUAUUUACAGGAUUUUCGUUGAUUUCGUUACUUGAAAUCAUCUACUUUUGUUCUUUACGUAUUUUUUGCAAUGAAAGAACGCAUGGAAUUUGGUCAGGGCCUUAAAUUAAAAGAGAAAAUCACAAUGACUCUAAAAAUUAUUUAUUUUCCUUCACUCAUUUUUCACA
This is a messenger RNA of Zophobas morio, 1895 nucleotides long. RefSeq names its product pickpocket protein 28-like. The transcript is spliced from 10 exons. Gene Ontology annotation, biological process: sodium ion transmembrane transport. Bases 244 to 1833 code for a protein of 529 amino acids. Gene Ontology annotation, cellular component: plasma membrane. Lineage: Eukaryota; Metazoa; Arthropoda; Insecta; Coleoptera; Tenebrionidae. The record is from RefSeq and is a predicted model, not a curated record. Gene Ontology annotation, molecular function: ligand-gated sodium channel activity.